Messenger RNA from Protopolystoma xenopodis, 879 nucleotides. NCBI's taxonomy places the organism in Eukaryota, Metazoa, Platyhelminthes, Monogenea, Polystomatidea, Polystomatidae. The record is from the annotation of a GenBank genome assembly.
GCCUCUUCUUUAGCUGAUCAGCUACCAGACUAUCCUCCUCGUCUUUCCAUAUCUACCAAGUUGACUGGCCCAUUUCGGCUGCCUCUGCUGCCGACCCGGCUAACUAGAGACCUCCCUUGGUCACCGUUUGAGGCUGUCGGCAAAGACAACGAUACGCUCCUUCUUCUCGAUCGUAUCAAUGAUCCCCUCGGUGGCCUCGAUUACUCGUCAGUCUCCGCCACUUCACCGUCCUUGCACGGUGGUGGCUUGAUGAACACUAGGUCCGGCUAUUCUUCCUCCGUGACCACGCUGAUCACUCCGGCUUGCCAUUGGCCAUGUGAUCUUAGUCAAAUGAUUCUGAAUAUGAAUUCUGGUACAUCUUCACUCUAUGCUAGUAGCUAUUUAACAGCAAACUCUUCCCAUUGUGCCUCUCAGUCGGCUUCGAACAUUUCUGGACAAUCUUUACCUCCUAGUUCUCCUUCCUCUUCGUCAACCGCUCCUCACAACUCUACUGUUUCGACUUCACUAGCCUCUACUCGUUCCUCUAACAACUUCUCGGCGAUCCCUCUGACGCCUCCGACCUCAGUCGAUCCAGCUGAUGCCCACCUACCGGCAGCAUUGCUCAAGCUUUGGUUCCGCGAGUUGGCUGAACCUCUGAUCCCGAUUAGCCUUCACUCGGAAUGCCUGAAAGCUGCUUCAUCUGGCAACAUUACGCCGGGUUCUUCAAACUCCUCCUCUGUGGCCUCUGGAUCUGCUCUAACUUCUUGUCCUCAGUCUGGACAAUCAGGAUCUGCUUGUUGCCAUAUAGUGCGCCGUCUACCUACUAUAAAUAGACUCUGUCUUGUCUACUUGAUUCAAUUACUACAGUCGCCUUUGUCAAACUCGUCCUAUUAUCCCUAA